Molecule: messenger RNA, 5270 nt
Organism: Dipodomys spectabilis (banner-tailed kangaroo rat)
Lineage: Eukaryota; Metazoa; Chordata; Mammalia; Rodentia; Heteromyidae
Gene: Dele1
Product: DAP3 binding cell death enhancer 1
Exons: 13
Coding region: 104-1633 (509 amino acids)
Molecular function (GO): protein binding
Source: RefSeq, a predicted model, not a curated record
UAGGACUCGGCCGCUGUGGACACCACGGAGGGUUCUCUAGCCGCCGGCCUACGGUGUAGCUUCGCUUUUUCGGCCGCGAGCAUUCUAUGGUGCCUGCCGGGACAUGUGGCGCCUCACGGGGCUUCUGGGCCGAGUUUACUCCCGUCUUCCGGGACCUGACUUUCGGGGGGUGACCCCCAAGCCCACCAGCCCAGAUGGGUCUCAGGCAACCUCCUCCACCCUGCUGGUCCCUGUGCCCAGUAUUGACAGGUCUGGCCCUCAAGGCCCAAGCAGGAGCAGAGGCCCAAAGUCACAUGGAUGGAAGGAUGCUUUGCAGUGGAUGUCUGCUCGGGUCUCCCCAAACACCCUGUGGGAUGCCAUCUCAUGGGGCACUCUGGCCUUGCUGGCCCUACAUUUGGCAAGGCAGGUCCACUUCCAGGCAUCCCUGCCAGCAGGACAUCAGCAAGCAGAAUGCUCUUGGCGUAGUCCUUUGCAGCGCUUCCUCCCUGCUCCCUGCUGGCACCCGUACUCUUCUCUGCGGAACCAUGUUCUCCCCAGCCCUGACAGCCCAGCUUCCAGACACAGUGGCCUCAGGGAACCUAGACUGAGCCAGGAAGAACUGGAAUCUCAGCUCAGGAGUUCCCUUUCACCCAGCUCCUUGAAGGCAACUAAUUCUCAGGACCCUCCUGAGGAAGAUUCCAGUGAUUUGAACUUCCUUCAAGCCAGCAGUGGCUUUGAGGCCAAGGUACAGCCACAGGCACCUGGUGAAAACAAGGAACAAGAUAAAUCAAAAGCCCUUCCCCUGGAAGAGGCCAUGACUUCUAUUCAGCAACUCUUCCAACUCAGCGUUUCCAUCGCUUUCAACUUCUUGGGAACAGAGAACAUGAAGAAGGGGGACUACAUGGCAGCCUUUACUUACUUCCAAAAAGCUGCAGACCGUGGAUACAGCAAAGCGCAAUACAACAUGGGCUUGUGUCAUGAGCAUGGCAGAGGCACAUCUAGGGACCUCAGCAAGGCGAUUCUGUAUUACCAACUAGCUGCUAAACAGGGUCAUAGACUGGCUCAGUACCGCUAUGCCAGAUGCUUGCUGCAAGACCCCACCUCCUCGUGGCACCCUGAGCAGCAGAGGGCAGUGUCCAUGCUGGUGCAGGCUGCAGACUCAGGCUUGAGAGAGGCCCAAGCUUUCCUCGGAGUGCUUUUCACCAAGGAGCCAUACCUGGACGAGCAGAAUGCUGUGAAAUAUCUUUGGCUUGCAGCCAAUAAUGGGGAUUCACAGAGCAGGUACCACUUGGGAAUUUGCUAUGAGAAGGGCCUUGGUGUGCAGAGGAAUCUGGGAGAGGCUGUGAGAUGUUACCAGCAGUCAGCGGCUCUCGGAAAUGAACCCGCCCAGGAGAGGCUUCGGACUCUCUUUUCCAUGGAGGCAGCAGCCCCAAGGCCCCGCCACCUGACAGUGACAGGACCAAAGUCUUUCUCCAGUCCAUCCCUGUGCAGCCUGAACACCCUGCUGGCAGGUACAUCAGGCCUCCCUCACGCAUCAAGCACAGGAAACCUGGGUCUCCUAUGCAGAAGAGGACAUCUUGGCACCAGUCCCGGAGCUCCUGACAGGGCAUUCCCUUCCUUGGAAAACAGUCUAGUAAGACUGGGUUUUGGCUAAGGAAUUUCUUGCCUGAAUGCUUGGAUGUGUCUGCAUGACUUUUCCAAACCUCCUCAGCCGGUGUAUUCUUGGAGUUCCAAAGAAGAGGCCAGUUAUCCACUCACCUUCCCUUACACCUGGAGCACCUCCUCAACACCAUAAAGAAAAGAAGUAUGUGAAAAUGCAGUUCUGGUUCUGCUAAAUACCUGGCAGUAAAGCCAUGAUCUGACUGAUUUAUUGCUUCCUUAACUGUAGAUCAAGGACAGUGGUAUGUGCCCUCACAUCUAUAGGACUGAGGUAGGGUGGCUCACUGUGAUAGACCUCAUUGUUUACUUUGGCCCCUGAAGCAGGUGAUGCCCCUGGUCAUACCUGUAUGAGUCACCAAACCAGGAUAAGGACGUGGGCUUCCUGACUCCCUUGCCCAGGCUUCUGAUCUGCCAAUUCACAGUCAUUGUCUGUGAAACCAUUGUUAUUGUCCUGCUGAUAUGAGGGAAUAAAUGGAGACCAGGCUCCUGGAGUCUUGGAGCCAGAGAGUGUAGAUUGUGAGUCUUCAUUUGGGAAAGGUGAGCCAGAAAUGUAUGAGUGUUUAAUAAAGCAGAGUGGAUUAUCUCAUCACUCUUGCCCUUGAGUGUGUUGGGGAGAGAUAGGGAGAUGAGCAGGGAGAACUGAAAGCCAAGGCUCCAUCCUCAUCUCUAAACUCUCCAUUAACCAAUUUAAAGGGUCUUAAAAGCUUCUCUAAGAGAGAGACUUAGGGAAAAAAAAUGAUUUCUGAGGCAACACUAAUGACUCCCAAUAACUGAAUUUGUGAAUAGCUGUUCUCUGGCUUCUGGAUGUUAGCCCAAGUUCAAUAGCAUAGAUGUGGUUGAAGAUGGGGGUGGGAGGGACUGAGGAGCAGCCGCACAUACCCCCUGUCUAGUUGACUAAGUAGGAAGGCCUAGCCAGAGUGGUGGGUCAGAGGUGGGAAAAUUUGGGGGAAAUGUCUUCAUUUCACUCUCUGCUGCCCACUUUCGCCUUUCACCAUUCUCUCAAGUAGCCCCUGUCACCCUCUCUAGCAUCCCCCUCACCAGUGGGGCUGUAGAAUCUCCCUAUGACUACCCUGUACACUGACCUCACCCCUAUUGAAUCUCCCACAGACAGUGCUCCUUGGUUUUGUAUUCCAAUGUCCCAGCACUUAGCACACUGCUUUGUACAGGGCAGAAGCUCAGUAUGCAGUUGUAAGCUAUGCAGUGCACUAAUCUCUCCGAAAAAAAAAAAAGAAAAGAAAAAAGCUUCUGUGGUCAAAUAAAUUUGGUAAACACUGCUCUGGCAUCCCCUUUUUAUAGAUUCAUAGUACAUCAGCUAUGCCAGAUUCCAAGAAGUCCUGCAGGAACAUGGUUAACCCUGUGAGUUCCUUGCUGAGGUGAGCGUGGAGCCUGCCCCCUGCAGGUGGUCUGUGAGCCUUCCUGGGCUUCUUACUGGUUCUGGAUCAUUGUGAGUUCCCUUUCCACGCCCAGGGUCCAGCAUGGUUCAGACAGCAGAGCUGGGUGUUCUGUGGUGAUGAACUGCUCUCCCUCCUGUCCAGCCACUGCUGAGUGAAACGUGGACUCAGUUUGGGGUGCCCGAGGUAAAGUUGGAUGUUUCUAAGUUUUCCAGCCUAAAAAAAGAAGAGCUUCUGCUUAUGGAGAGGAAAGAGAAGUCAUGAGAAAUGUCAGGGGACCAAAACUCCAUGGUGGAUGUGCAGUCACUUCAGGCUCCGUACAGCCCCAGGGGACAGCUUCGUGGGUAGAUCUAGCAACUACUGUGUCUCUGCCAUUAAAAUUCUGGUAUUAAUGACUCAUCAUCAGUACCCGCAGAGGAAACUGAGAGGAGGACAAGGAGAUGGCCCCAAAGCAGGGUCAGCCGGCUCCGGAUGCCGGAGAUCCAAAGUUUGGGCCUUAUGUCCUCAGCUGUGAGACCUUUGACCAAAGCUCUGCUGCUUUGGUUUCCCUCUCUGGAAUGUUUUUCCCAUGAAGCUGACACUAUGAGGGAAGCAAAGCCAUUUGGUUCAUUAGAUCUUCAGUGUGAAUCCCUUGUGGGCACUUAGUAGAUGUUGAGUGAAAAUUUGUUUAAUAAAUGAGAAUGAUACGUGCAUCUCCCUCCACCCAAAUCACAGCACAUAAGUAAAUGUCGAAUGAAUGUUUCCCUGCUGUUGGUCCUUGUGCUACUAACACUUAAGAUAUUGUCCAGCACAUGCAACAUGUUCGUUGAGUGAAUGUGUAUGUGUGUAAUCCUAUUACAUUGUGCCCAGUAGUUAGUAGGGGCUAUAAAACACUGAGCUAUUUUCUAGGUGCACAUUAUGUGCCAGGUGCUCUGAGCCUCCCCCCUUGCCCCUCCUCCUAUCUUCUUGGGAUUUGGCUCUCUCCAGAGUCCCAAUCGUGGCAGUUGCCAUCUCAUUGUUAGUUCAGCCAGAGGACAGGUAGGGUCAGUGAGCUGCCAGGCUAAAGUUGGAUGACAGAUGAGAAGACUGCCUGUCAAUCUCUGAGCUGCCCCCAGGCUCCAAGUGAACACUGCAUUACACUCUUGGUGCUGACUAUUGAUAAAAAAGAAAAAAAAAUGUCCCUCUGUGCUUCCAAAUUAAGACGACAUUUAACUGAGUGCUUGCUGGCUCGCCUGCUUCUUCAUCUCCCAGGGGACAGAGCCCAUCUUGGUGGAAACUGUUUUGAACAUGCCCAAAGUCUCAGCUUUGACAUCUUGGCUGAUGUCAAGAAGUUUCUGUAACCUUCCUGUUCAGCACACCCAGUUCUGUCACCAUAUGCACUGUCUCAUGCUCAGCCUGUUAUUCGGAAAAUGCUGGUGUCAGCGUGCUAGGAAGGGAUAUGUGUGCAGGAGAGAGCAGCAGCCUCACAUUACUCUUCUCCCUUGACCAGAGAGCAGCUCUUCCAAAGAGUUCUCUGUGCUACGCAGGGACAGAGCUAGAGGACUGCCAUGGUCCUGAAUUUUAUUUAGGUCAGAGACCCCUUUGGGAAUCUGAUAAAAGCACCCAUUCUUUCCCAAAGAAAACACAUGUCCUCUUGAUUUUGCAUGCAACUCAGCAGGUUUAUAGAUCCGUAAGCCCCACAGCGGACCAGGUUAAAAGUCUUUCACAUAUUAGAACACUAACCUAAAUCUCAGAUCCAGAACCUGGCUUGGACACAAGCCUGCCAUAUAAACUCAGGCAAGUCACUUCUAUGUCUUUCUAUAUCCUUGGCUACAAAAUGAAAGCACUGAAGUUCAGAUUUCCUAUGACUAUAACUGCCUAUGUCGGUGGCAUUUUAGACAGUGCUUUAGAUCAGUGCUACAUAACCUUUUAUAGGCCACAUAUUCCUUUGGGAAUUUGGUGAGAACUUUCUGUUUUCUGCCUUGGAAAUGCCUAGACCGAAAGUUUUGCCUGGUAUUCAGGGACUGACUGGUUUUAGGCAUUGGGUGGGGAUACAGUAGUCCAGUGUAUUCAAGACUCAGUCGCAGCCAUGAUUUCAACUUCCUUAGGCCGUCUCUCCUUUCUCUUAACCCUCCCAACAUUAUUUCUUCCCUAUAAAUCCACUAGUACCUGGUGUGGGGGGAAUGUACACAUGAUCUACUUUUGUGCUCUACCUUCCAGACUUUGAAUGUAUAUAAUAGAACUACUUUUUCAUAAUAUAGUUCUGCCUGGAGCUCCAAUAUA